Molecule: messenger RNA, 1101 nt
Organism: Zygosaccharomyces rouxii
Lineage: Eukaryota; Fungi; Ascomycota; Saccharomycetes; Saccharomycetales; Saccharomycetaceae
Exons: 1
Coding region: 1-1101 (366 amino acids)
Molecular function (GO): oxidoreductase activity, acting on the CH-CH group of donors, NAD or NADP as acceptor
Source: RefSeq, a predicted model, not a curated record
AUGGUUCAAGCUAAGCAAUGGGUCUUAAAGACCACUCCUGUGCCUGGUGAAACAUUCAAUUUCAAUCCUAACGAGUCAACAUCAACUUUUCAAUUGGCCACUAGAGAACUAUCCCCUGAACAAUUACAAGAUGGAGAAGUCCUAGUAGAAGUCAUAUUGCUCAGUAACGAUCCUGCACAAAAGUUUUGGAUUGCAUCUGUCGACAAGAACUACGCUAGACCUAUAGAACCAGGUGAAGAUAUUCCUGCUAGAGGUGUUGGUAAGGUCAUUGCCUCUAAGAACAACUCGUACGAAGUAGGUGACUAUGUGUCUGGUAAGUUAUGUUGGAACACUCAUGUUAUAGUAUCAGAUGCACCUGAGUAUGGUUUGCGCAAAUUACCAGCAACUGCUGAGGAUAAGCUGUGGUAUCACCUUUCAGUUCUUGGUAGUACUGCGCUAACUGCUUACUUCAUCUUUUUCCACUAUGCAGGUCUAAGAGAACGCCAAGAAGAUUACGACAAGACCUUCCUGGUUUCAGGUGCUGCUGGUGCCGUCGGUACUGUUAGUGUUCAAUUGGCUCUUAACGUUUUCAAUGCCAAGAAAGUAAUUGCCAUUGCAGGUGGUCCUGAGAAGGUAAAAUUCGUCGAAUCCUUUGACCCCAAGAGAGUCAUUGGUGUCGAUUACAAGUCACCAACUUUCGAACAGGAUUUGUUGAAGGCAGCUGGUGGUGAUAAGAAUAUCGAUUAUUUCGUCGAUAACGUUGGUGGUCCCAUCCUAGAUGCAGGUGCACGUCUUUUGAAGACUCAUGCUACUAUUGUUGCAUGUGGUGGUAUCAGUGGUUAUAACGACAGGGAAAAAUUUGUGUUCAAGAGCUACGGUACUGUGAUCACAAAGAGAUUAACUAUCAAGGGUGUCCUAGUCACUGAUCUCAUGGAUAAAUUCCCAGAGGCAGUGAGAUCCUUGAAAUCGUUUAUCGAUUCAGGUAAAUUAAGUACCAAAGACGCUGCUACUUUCAAAGAUGCGACCGGUGAUAAGUUUGAAGACAUUCCUCUUAUCUGGAAUGGUCUCUUCCACGGUACUAAUAAAGGUAAGCUAAUUAGCAUCGUUAGAAGCCCUCAAUAA